AUGUCUCAAACAAAUAACACACAAGGCUCACAUGGAAAUAUUGCUGGUAAAGGAGGUCGUGCACGAGAUGACCCUAUUGGAACUGGUGGUAGUUCAGCUGAUGGUCAAUUGACUCAUGAAGAUCCAUUACAAGGUCUCGCCAAUGCUCAAACAGGUGUAACUACAAAAAGUACACUUGGUCAUUCGAGCAAUCAAACACCAGGUGCUGUUGCAAAUCGAGGUCAAGUCAAUCCAGAUAAUCAAGGUGGUGCUGCAUCAGAUAACACUAGUGGACAAUAA
Messenger RNA from Adineta steineri, 279 nucleotides. The record is from the annotation of a GenBank genome assembly. NCBI's taxonomy places the organism in Eukaryota, Metazoa, Rotifera, Eurotatoria, Adinetida, Adinetidae.